AUGUCAACCCUAGCAGAAGGGGAGAAGCAGCACGUAGCUAUGUCAAACUUACCAGAAGAGGUUCUAAGUGAUAUCUUUCUGAAGUUACCAGUGGAAUCCAUCUUAAGUAGUAAGUGUGUCUGCAAGUUCUGGCGUUAUAUAAUAUCUAGCCCUAACUUCAUCAAGUAUCAUCUUAAUAAUGGUGUAGGUAAGCUAAUCUAUGCAAAGAAGACAAUGUGCUCUAUAGAUUAUGCUUCAAUAUCAUUGUCAAAAUCAAGUAACUAUGAAGUUGUUGAAAUGGAUUACCCGUUUAGAUAUAAUAAAUUUGAUUCUGUUCAGAUUUGUGGUUCUAGUAAUGAUUUACCGUUCCCAGAAGAAGCUAUGUCACACCCAAAUGGAGUUGUUGGAGGAUUGGGAGAAUGUCUAUGUUUAGUUGUUGAUGGGAAUGAGAGUUGUAGUUUUCCGAGCAACACUGAUUUAUGGGUGCACUGUGAAACUGUUGCUAGCAGUGAUGGAGUUGAGGUGAAAACGGCACAUUGA
Messenger RNA from Papaver somniferum (opium poppy), 519 nucleotides. RefSeq lists its product as uncharacterized. The transcript has 3 exons. The record is from RefSeq and is a predicted model, not a curated record. Gene Ontology annotation, biological process: SCF-dependent proteasomal ubiquitin-dependent protein catabolic process. NCBI's taxonomy places the organism in Eukaryota, Viridiplantae, Streptophyta, Magnoliopsida, Ranunculales, Papaveraceae. Gene Ontology annotation, molecular function: ubiquitin-protein transferase activity; protein binding. Bases 1 to 519 code for a protein of 172 amino acids.